AUGGAUAAUGAAGAAAUUCAAUUAUUAGCGAAAACAUGUUUUCAUCAAAAAGAAGCGUUUAUGCAGCUGCUGGAUCAAAUGGAUGCAUAUUCAGACAUUGAGAGAUCCAGAACUAACGCAAUGCUACAAUUAUACACCGAGCAAGUUCCACGAGAUCCAGAACCAGGAGCUAUAUUGAGGAGAAUAUAUAUGUACGUGGAGAUUACGAGAGGAACGUCACCAAAAAAUGCGGUUAUUGGAGAGCUUUGUCGGGUAAACCCUAAAAUUAACUAUCAAUUUGAUGCACGAAAUAUACGAGGGCAUAGUCCCGAACAAAAGGUCACCGCAACCCUUAGGAUUCUUGGUUAUGGUCUUCCUGCGGAUGCUUGUGAUGAGUACGUUCGAAUGGCCAAAACAACUGCAUAUGACAAUCUCAAAAUGUUUUGCGAAACUGUAGUCAACCAUUUUGGUCCAAAUUUUUUACGGUAUCCCACGCAAGAUGAUGUCAAUCGUCUACUAGAUGAGAAUCGGGCCAUAUGCUUUCCUGGAAUGUUAGGUAGCCUUGAUUGCGUGCAUUGGGUGUGGCAUGAAUGUUUGUAUGCUUGGCAAGGUCAAUAUAAGGGCUACUACAUAAAACCAAUCGUGGUUUUGGAAGUGGCAGCUUCUUAUGAUUGUUGGAUAUGGCAUGGUUUUUUUGGACUUCCGGGUUGCAACAACGACAUCAAUAUCUUGCACAAAUCACCGUUGUUCGAAGAAUUGAAGUAUGGAAAAGCUCCAGCUGCCACUUUCACCAUCAACGACAAUCAUUAUAACAUGAGGUAUUUUUUGGCGGACGGAAUUUAUCCGCAGUGGUCAACUUUAGUUCAAGCUUACGAUGAGAUACCUACAAAUGGGAAUAUGUCUGUGCUAAACAGUUGUUUAACAACAAAAAAAAAAUAG
Messenger RNA from Papaver somniferum (opium poppy), 918 nucleotides. RefSeq lists its product as uncharacterized. Bases 1 to 918 code for a protein of 305 amino acids. The transcript has 2 exons. Lineage: Eukaryota; Viridiplantae; Streptophyta; Magnoliopsida; Ranunculales; Papaveraceae. The record is from RefSeq and is a predicted model, not a curated record.